This is a messenger RNA of Drosophila innubila, 1186 nucleotides long. RefSeq names its product neugrin. Gene Ontology annotation, cellular component: nucleus. The coding region runs from base 45 to 1112 and encodes 355 amino acids. NCBI's taxonomy places the organism in Eukaryota, Metazoa, Arthropoda, Insecta, Diptera, Drosophilidae. The record is from RefSeq and is a predicted model, not a curated record. The transcript has a single exon.
UUAUUCACAACGAAACGACUCAACUCUAUUAAAUAACAAGUAUAAUGAGUGGUGCAGGACUCAUUAUACGGAGUAUAUGCACAGCGCAUUGGGGUCUCCUGGCUCGAGCGCCACGACGUGCCAAUCCGGGCAUGGGCUAUCAACUUCAGGUGCUGCAACAACAGGGUGCCGAUGCCCGGGAGGAUUAUGCUGACAUGGAAGCGGACUUUAUGUCCGUUAAUCGAACACAUCGUCAGCACGAGGCUGAAUCCAAGCAGAGCCGUGAUCGCGUGCGCCAGUUCAUGAUCAAGCACAAAUACUUUCGGGAUGCCAAAUUGCCAAACUUGCUGCUGUACGCGGAGAAGGAGCAAAUGCGCCUGCUACAUGAACGCGAUGCCGAUGAAUGGACCAUUGAGAGAUUGGCUGAGAGUUUUCCGGCCACACCGGACAUUGUGCAGAAGGUGUUGCGUUCCAAGUGGCGGCCACAGAGUGUUGAACGCAUCCGUUCUCACGAUGCCAGCGUUAUGCGCAACUGGACGCAGCUGCAGGCUGGCAAAUUUUCGGAUAUAUCGCCGGAGAUGUUGCAGCACCUGCAAAAGUUCGCCCAGCGUCAGUCCCAGGAUCUCCAGCAGUUGAAGCCAGAGAAAUGGCCGACGCGACCGGAGCUACCAGUGCCUCAAAGAAAUGAGUUUCGCGCUUUGCUUGGCACCUCUUCCAACAAGCAACUGGCGAUAGGAAUGCCCGCACAGCGGCCAGAGAGACAACUACCACAGCCGGUGGGGGAUGAGGAAACCUAUUUGCUGGACAAAGUGAAAAACAAGCGAAAAAUGCGUUUGCAGGAGCUGAAGGAGUUGCAACUGGUGCCGGAGCAAAACCAAGAGCUGGAAAGGCCAUUGCCCAAUCCCGGUGGCACUGGAGUGCUGCCCAGUUUUGUGCAGAAAUUCGAGCGUACUGAAAUCGUGGUGAGUGCAGCUGAUCAGCGGAAAUAUGAGAUGACCAAGGUGAAGGAUCGUAUAGUUAUCCCGCGCAAAUUGUACCGCACCGGAGCCACCUAUAAAGUGGAGGACGCUUAUUACGAUGACGACGGGGAGUUUCUGUAUCGCGUGCCGGGUAUGACAGGCACGGAUAGAUAGUGAAACGGUCAGGUUAAUUUAAAUUAUCAAUAUUUUAUUAUACAAAAUAUUAAAAUAUAUGUUUUGAUUUGUUA